Durio zibethinus is the source of this 1275-nucleotide messenger RNA. RefSeq names its product senescence-specific cysteine protease SAG39-like. The record is from RefSeq and is a predicted model, not a curated record. Gene Ontology annotation, molecular function: cysteine-type peptidase activity. Gene Ontology annotation, biological process: proteolysis. Lineage: Eukaryota; Viridiplantae; Streptophyta; Magnoliopsida; Malvales; Malvaceae.
ACUAUACCUGUACAUGGAUUUAAGUUUGAACAUUAACUCCAUUCAUUCUACCCAAACCAAUUCUGAUAAUGGGUCUUCAUCAGAAUAUCUUCAAAGGCACGUAGAUAAGCAAGAAGUGAUCUCAAAGUUCCUAAAACAAGUAUGUUAUUCAGUAAAUUUUUUACUAUGUAAGUGUAAAGAUUCAUCAAAUUUUAGUGUGCCUCAUCAAUUUUCAACUCUUCAAUCCUAGCAGGUACCCCGCCAUGGCAUACAAAAGCCAGUACCAAUGCAAUUGUUUGGCCUUAAUCUUCACAGUUGGUGCUUUAGUUUGUCAAGCUACAUCACGCGCUCUUCAAGAUGCAUCGAUGUAUGAAAGGCAUGAGCAAUGGAUGGCCCGUUAUGGACGAGUGUACCCGGACAACAAUGAGAGGGAAAGACGUUUCAAUAUUUUCAAACAAAAUGUGGCUCGCAUAGAAUCUUUCAAUAGUGCCAAUAACAAACCUUACAAGCUCGGUGUCAAUCAAUUUGCAGAUCUUACAAACGAAGAGUUCAUUGCUUCUCGAAAUAGGUUCAAGGGCCAUAUGUGUUCCAACAAGGCUACGACUUUCAAAUAUGAAAAUUUCACUGCAUUACCUUCUACCGUGGACUGGAGAAAUAAAGGAGCUGUAACACCUAUUAAGGACCAAGGCCAAUGUGGAAGUUGUUGGGCAUUUUCGGCUGUGGCAGCCAUGGAAGGGGUAACUAAACUAGCAACAGGUAAGCUAAUUUCCUUGUCUGAGCAAGAGUUGGUUGACUGUGAUACCAAAGGUGAAGAUCAAGGCUGUCAGGGUGGUUUGAUGGACAAUGCUUUCCAAUUCGUCCAGAAAAACAAAGGCCUCACAACUGAAUCGAAUUACCCUUACAAGGGAGUUGACGGCACAUGCAAUAUCAACAAGGAAGCCAACCAUGCAGCAAAUAUUAAUGGACAUGAAGAUGUGCCUGCCAAUAAUGAAGAGGCAUUACAGAAGGCAGUUGCAAACCAGCCAGUUUCUGUUGCUAUUGAUGCUGGGGGGUUUGAAUUCCAGUUCUACUCAAGUGGUGUAUUUACAGGAGAUUGUGGCACUGACCUAGAUCACGGUGUUGCUGCUGUUGGUUAUGGAGUGGAUGCAGAUGGGACUAAGUAUUGGUUAGUGAAGAACUCUUGGGGCACUAGCUGGGGUGAAGAAGGGUACAUUAGGAUGCAGAGAGAUGUUGGCGCAAAGGAAGGCCUUUGUGGCAUAGCAAUGCAAGCUUCUUACCCUACUGCUUGAACUUCAU